CUAUAUCCGUAGAAGUAAACGAAAGAAAACAAAACAAAAAUGGAGUUCGAAGAGCUAAGGAAAGCGAUAGAGAAGGUAGAGCUAGUCGAUGCUCACGCUCACAACAUUGUUGCUCUCGAUUCUUCUUUUCCUUUCAUCAAUGGCUUCUCUGAAGCGGCCGGUGAAGCCUUGUCCUUUGCUUCUCACUCCCUCUCCUGCAAGAGGAAUUUGAAGGAAAUUGCUAAAUUAUAUGGAUGUGAGAAUUCAAUGCAAGCUGUUGAAGAGCAUCGCAGAACUUCAGGCUUGGAAAACAUUAGUUUGAAAUGCUUUAAUGCUGCUAGAAUCUCUGCAACUCUUAUUGAUGAUGGAUUGAAGUUGGACAAGAAGCAUGAUAUUGAGUGGCAUAAGAGUUUCACUCCAUUUGUUGGUCGAAUACUGAGAAUUGAACGCCUGGCUGAGGAAAUUCUUGAUAAUGAGAGGCCAGAUGGAUCAGCUUGGACAUUGGAUAAGUUCAUUGAAACCUUUGUGGAGAGCUUGAGGUCUGUUGCUGAUAAAGUAGUUAGCUUGAAAAGCAUAGCUGCAUACCGCAGUGGCCUAGAUAUAAACACUACUGUCACCACAAAAGCUGCUGAGGAAGGUCUUGCUGAAGUCUUGCAUGCUGGCAAGCCUGUUCACAUAAUCAAUAAAAGCCUUAUUGACUAUAUUUUCACGCAUAGUUUGGAGGUUGCUUUACAGUUUGACUUGCCAAUUCAGAUACACACAGGUUUUGGAGAUAAAGAUUUGGAUCUGCGAUUGUCCAAUCCUCUUCAUCUUCGAAUGCUUCUUGAGGAUGAGAGAUUUUCUAAAUGUCGUAUUGUUCUUCUACAUGCAUCAUAUCCAUUUUCAAAGGAAGCUUCAUAUUUAGCAUCUGUUUAUCCCCAGGUGUACCUUGACUUUGGCUUGGCAGUUCCUAAACUCAGUGUACAUGGGAUGAUAUCUUCACUCAAAGAACUUUUGGAGCUAGCUCCAUUAAAUAAGGUUAUGUUCAGCACUGAUGGCUAUGCAUUUCCUGAAACACAUUACUUAGGUGCAAGGAAGUCACGUGAAAUAAUUUUUUCUGUGCUACAUGAUGCAUGUUGUGAUGGUGACCUCACAAUUCCUGAAGCCAUUGAAGCAGCUCAAGGAAUCCUAGCACAAAAUGCAAUUAAAUUAUAUAAGAUUAAUAUAAAUGUGAAAACAUUUAAUUCAACAGAUAUUGUGUCUGCUAAUUUUGUGAACAUCGUGAAUAGUACUUCAAACAAUGAUGUUUCACUUGUUCGUAUCAUCUGGGUUGAUUCUUCUGGACAACACAGAUGCCGAGUUGUUCCAGUAAAGCGCUUCAAUGAUGUCGUGAAGAAGAAUGGUAUUGGUUUGACUUUUGCAAGUAUGGGAAUGACUUCAGCUGUUGAUGGUCCAGCAGAUGAGACAAACCUGACUGGAGUGGGUGAGAUCAGGCUGAUGCCUGAUUUAUCAACUAAAAAGACAAUCCCAUGGAUGAACCAAGAGGAAAUGGUUUUGGCUGACAUGCACCUUAGACCUGGUGAAACAUGGGAGUAUUGUCCGAGGGACGCCUUACGAAGGGUUUCCAAAGUUUUGAAAGAUGAAUUUAACUUGCUAAUGAAUGCAGGAUUUGAAAAUGAGUUUGUGCUGUUGAAGAGUGUGUCAAAGGAAGGGAAAGAAGAAUGGGUACCAAUUGACUCAGCCCCCUACUGCUCUGCAUCAGGAUAUGAUGCUGCUGCCCCUAUAUUUCACGAACUCCUUGCUGCACUUGAGUCCUUAAAUAUUACUGUGGAACAGUUGCACAAAGAAGCUGGAAAAGGUCAAUAUGAAAUGGCCUUGGGGCACACAGAUUGUUCGUCCUCUGCCGAUAACCUAAUUUUUGCCCGUGAGGUUAUUAGGGCUACUGCAAGGAAACAUGGAUUAUUGGCAACUUUUAUGCCCAAGUAUGCACUGGAUGACAUUGGUUCUGGAUCCCACGUUCAUAUCAGCCUGUGGCAGAAUGGAGUAAAUGUUUUCAUGGCAUCUGGUGGUUCCUCUAAGCAUGGAAUUUCAAGUGUUGGGGAGCAGUUUAUGGCUGGGGUUCUACAUCACCUUCCUUCAAUUUUGGCUUUCACAGCACCACUUCCAAAUAGUUAUGAUCGAAUACAGCCAAAUACAUGGAGUGGAGCAUAUCAAUGCUGGGGAAAAGAAAACAGGGAAGCUCCAUUACGAACUGCUUGCCCACCAGGAAUCUCAGAUGGUCUGGUUAGCAACUUUGAAAUUAAAGCUUUCGAUGGAUGUGCAAAUCCAUACUUAGGCUUGGCUGCUAUACUUGCUGCUGGUAUUGAUGGCCUUAGAAGGCACCUUUCUCUUCCUGAACCUGUUGAUACAAAUCCUUCUAUUCUAGAUGCAAAACCACACAGGUUACCUAAAUCACUUUCAGAGUCUUUAGAAGCUCUCAAGAAAGACAAUGUCUUCGAGAAUCUAAUUGGGGAAAAGCUUUUGGUUGCUAUAAAAGGAGUUCGCAAGGCGGAGAUCGAGUAUUACUCCAAAAAUAAGGAUGCAUACAAGCAACUGAUACAUCGUUUUUAAGUGUAUUACUCUUGAUUUUAAUCAUCUGUUACCUAAUAGAAACUCUUGGCUAAUGCUUGUUGUACUCAUGCAAAAUCUAUCAUGAACUAAUAAUUGAGAGUUAGUUAAUUGCGACUGUGUGAGAAAUUGUUCUAGCUGCUCUGAACAGCCAAUUCAUUAGCAUGCAAUGCUUUUAUGUGCUGUUUGCUUGAUAGUCUA
Messenger RNA from Jatropha curcas, 2766 nucleotides. The record is from RefSeq and is a predicted model, not a curated record. Lineage: Eukaryota; Viridiplantae; Streptophyta; Magnoliopsida; Malpighiales; Euphorbiaceae.